CCCUGCCCAGCCAGCGGGCGAGGGAGGCGGGGUGACUUCCCCGCUUGCUGCAGGAAGCCGGGCUGUGCGCCGGGGGGGCCAUGCGGCUCCUCUCGCGCUGGGGGACGAUCCUGGCCGGGAGGGGCCCUGCCUGGAGCCGCAGGUGGUAUCAGGCAGGCGCUCUCGUACCCCACCUCGCUGAGCGGCUCUGUUUGUACGAGAAGCUAAAGGCUGCCUACGAUGAGCGAUGUGCAGACCGGGCGCAGAAGGCAGGUGGGCCAAUCCGGAUCUCCCUGCCCGAUGGCCAACAGGUGGAAGGAGAGUCCCUAAGAACCACGCCGUAUCACGUGGCGUCACAAAUCGGCCGGGGCCUGGCUGAGGGAGCAGUGGCCGCCCGGGUGAAUGGGGCUCUGUAUGACCUGGAUCGCCCUCUGGAAAGCAGCGCCGCCUUGGAAUUCUUGGGCUUUGAUUCUCCAGAGGGGCAGGCGAUAUUCUGGCACUCCAGUGCCCACAUCCUUGGAGUGGCAGCGGAGCGAUUCUACGGAGCCCUGUUGUGUCACGGGCCCAGCACAGAGAGCGGCUUCUUCUAUGACAUGUACCUGGCAGGCCGAACUGUGCUGGGCAGCGAGCUCCCAGCCUUGGAGGAGGCGUGCAAGUCCGUCGUCCGAGAGAAGCAUCCCUUCGAGAGGCUGGAAGUGUCCCGAGAGGACCUGCUGGAGCUGUUUAAGUACAACAAGUUUAAGCUGCAGGUGAUCGAGGAGAAAGUGAAGUCACCGACUGCCACGGUGUACAGGUGCGGGGGGUUAAUCGACCUUUGCCGAGGUCCCCACGUCAGGCACACAGGGAAGAUCCGAGCGCUGAAGAUCCUGAAGAGCUCCUCCGCCUUCUGGAAAGGAGACCCAGCUCUGGAGUCUCUGCAGCGGGUGUACGGGAUCUCCUUCCCCAGCCCUGUACGGCUGGAGGAGUGGGAGCAGCUUCAGGAGGAGGCAGCUAGCCGGGACCACCGGAGGAUUGGCAAGGAGCAGGAAUUGUUUUUCUUCCACGAGCUGAGUCCUGGGAGCUGCUUUUUCCUGCCCAGAGGAGCUCACAUCUUCAACACCCUGAUCGACUUCAUCAAGAGUGAGUAUCGGAAACGUGGGUUCUCGGAGGUGGUCACCCCUAACAUCUAUAACGCCAAGCUGUGGGAGCUGUCUGGCCACUGGCAGCACUACAGCGACCACAUGUUCUGCUUCCCAGUCGAGAACGAGACCUUCGCCCUCAAGCCAAUGAACUGCCCUGGUCACUGCCUGAUGUUCGCUCACCGGCCCCGCUCCUGGCGGGAGCUGCCCCUCCGCCUGGCCGACUUCGGGGUGCUGCACCGGAAUGAGUCCUCGGGGACCCUGACUGGCCUGACCCGGGUGCGGCGUUUUCAGCAGGACGAUGCUCACAUCUUCUGCACCCUGGGCCAGCUGGAAGGCGAGAUCGGCGGAUGCCUGGAUUUCCUGCAGGCCGUGUACUCAGUCUUCGGCUUCUCCUUCCGCUUCUACCUCUCCACACGACCGGCAGGGUUCCUGGGUGACGCUCAUGUGUGGGAGCAGGCCGAGCAGCAACUGGAGAAAAGCCUCAAUGAUUUUGGGCAGCCUUGGGAGCUCAGUCCAGGCGACGGGGCAUUUUAUGGGCCAAAGAUCGACAUUCAGCUCAAGGACGCGCUGGGCCGAUACCAUCAAUGUGCUACCAUUCAGCUGGACUUCCAAAUGCCUGUGAGGUUCAACCUGACAUACAUCAGCAAAGAUGGCAGCAUGUCCGAGAGGCCGGUGAUGAUCCACCGGGCGGUGCUGGGCUCUGUGGAGAGGAUGCUGGCCGUCCUGGCUGAGAACUAUAGCCGGAAGUGGCCUCUGUGGCUGUCCCCGUUCCAAGUCAUGGUGAUCCCGGUCGGACCCGAUGUGGAGGUUUAUGCCCGUGAGGUCCGCGAGACGUUCCACCAGGCGGGGUUCAUGGCGGACAUCGAUGCCGACUGGAGUGCCACCCUGAACCGGAAAAUCCGGAAGGCUCAGCUGGCUCAGUACAACUUCCAGCUGGUGGUUGGGAGGAAGGAGCUGUCCAGCCGCACGGUGAACGUCCGCACCCGCGACGCCAGGCAGCACGGGGAACACGGCCUGCAGGAGGUGCUGCUCAGGCUGCGGGAGCUGCGGGAUGCCCGGCUCAGGAACGCUGAGGAGCUGUUCUGAGCCGGUCCCCGCGGCAUGUCAUGGGCUCGCCUCUCCAGGGGAAGCAGGCGGUGAUGAGCGGCCGCCUGUCCGAGUCUGUGAUGGAGCAGGCAAGCCAGGCGCCGGCGGCCUGGUGCACAGGAUUGGGCUGGGGUUGCCAACGGGCAUCAGCCCUCUGUGACUUGCCCUUUGCACUGGUUCAGUGCCACUCCUGGCACAGGGAGGCUACAUCAGCUGCUUUCCAGAUGUUCGUCACCCUAUGACGUCCCCAAGUGUGCGGCUUCCCAGCAGGGUCGGCGCAGACCCUAGACACUCCUGAGAUGUACUGGAGCUGCAUCCACACCCACAGACCAGGGGCAGGGGCCACUUUAGGGGCUGGUGGUAUUGAGAGACCCCCCACCCACCCCCUGGCGAGAGGGGGAGAGAAAUGCACGUUGAUGCUAUAGCAUGGCAGGGGCUGGACCCCCCUGUUUCGGAGUAAGAUGGUCCCUGGAACCUGCAGGCCUGGCCUCGCAGACUCGGGUCCCUGGGCCUGAUUAAAAUGUGUUUUCAAGUCAAGGCAGUGUCACUAGUGGUGGCUACUGGCGCCGAUCAUACCCUGGGCUCUAGCCCUGGGCACAGUGCUGAGCCGCUGGUGAAUGGUUCCCCCCCGGGGGCGAGUGCAGCAGCUGAUGGUUGGCUCUCCCUGCAGCUGAAGCUCUGAGGUCCCUGUUAUGUGAGGACAGGAGCAGCUAGCGGCUUUUCAUUGGAGGAUCUCCAAGCACCUCAUGCACAGUCAGUUGCCCCGUGAGGUAGGUCCGUAGCAGCGUCCCUGUUCCCCCUGGAAGGCUGUGCUGUCUAGUGGGAGGUGCUAGAACUAUUAGGGCUCAGGAUGAAAUCACUCUGGGGAGCGGAGUCCCCCACAUCUGCUACUGGGGGGUGGUUCUGUCCCUCCCUCUGCAGCAUCUGGCGCUGGCCACUGUCCCAAGACAGGACGCUUGGUAGAGGGGCCUCAGUUCUCUUCCAGCCUAGUGAUUCGUGUGCUCCAAUGAACUGGGAGGCAGGACACCUGGGUUCUCUUCCCAGCUUUGCUUCUGGGUGACUGGGUGACUUGCUUCUCUUCUCUCUUUCCCUGCCAUGCAUGAGCCGUUCAGAGCUGGGGCUUCUUAUGAGGUACGUGAGCAGCACCUGGUGCGGCAGGGGCCUGAGCAAUAACAGAUGGGGAAACCGAGGCACAGAGUUAAAUGGCAACUUUUUGCCCCCAUGGCGCCCAUUUGAUGAGAGCACGGGAGCCUGUGCCAACUCGGGAGCAGAAUCUCAAGCUCUGCGAUAACCCCCUGCUCCUCUGCUAACCAAUGGGCAGUACCCCCUGCCUUGCCCUCCUUUCGUUUCGAAUGUGGGGUCAUGCAGAACGGGACCUUUGGAUUUACUGGCUGGGGAGAGAAACGAGCUCUCCUGCACAUGCCACUCGUGGAAGGCUGGAUUGUGCAAACCUGGAUCAUGGUGAAUACUUCCUUGCCCGACUCUCCUCAGUAGCUGCUCACUGACGUGAGUAAUGGUUGCACAACGCUGCCUGUGCUCGGGUGAUGCCUUCCCCCAUCUGUGGCUGCUGAUGAUGCAGUUAAGUGUUUGUGAACGUGCAUGGCUCCAUUGAGCCCCAAAUAAUGUGUGGUCUGGGAGCUAGCAAACAGUGCGGCCUUCCCAAACACCAGCAGAGCCAGGGUGGCCGAAUGCGUAAUGGAGCUGGAAGUGGGGGAACAGCAGCUUUAGUUCUCCAGGCUGAUUGAUUGGUGUAUGGGUCUCGAACUAAGCAGGGUUAGGGUGGGACUUGGAGGGGAGACCUCAGGAAAUCAUGGGCAGAUACUGUCCCUUUGUUGUGUUUGUACAGCACCUGGCACCAGGGCCAUGGAGACUCUACAGUAAUACAAAUAAAUCAUCAUCCUAACACAUCGUCCAUCCCAACAGGAGCUUUAAGUCACUUCACAAACCACCGAUGCAGCCAGUUCUGGGGUGGAACGUGGGAUGCUAUAUCCAACCUGCCGCCCAAGGGGAGACAAGGUGGAGGAGGGGAAUGUCCUUUACUAGACCAACUCCUGUUGGUGGGGGAGACACACUUAGGAGUGACACAGUGCUCUUCUGCUGGUCUGGGGAAGGUACUUAGUGUCAUAGCUAAAUGCAAGAUGGAAGGGAUAGUUUAGCAUAGAUAGUUAGCAUAUAUCCUAAAGGAUCAUCCAAGGUAGAGUGGCCAGUUAACACCUCUGUAGUCAUAGGA
Messenger RNA from Chelonoidis abingdonii (Abingdon island giant tortoise), 4416 nucleotides. RefSeq names its product threonyl-tRNA synthetase 2, mitochondrial (gene TARS2). Gene Ontology annotation, biological process: threonyl-tRNA aminoacylation. Gene Ontology annotation, cellular component: cytoplasm; mitochondrion. Lineage: Eukaryota; Metazoa; Chordata; Testudines; Testudinidae. Gene Ontology annotation, molecular function: ATP binding; threonine-tRNA ligase activity. The record is from RefSeq and is a predicted model, not a curated record.